Molecule: messenger RNA, 765 nt
Organism: Aspergillus alliaceus
Lineage: Eukaryota; Fungi; Ascomycota; Eurotiomycetes; Eurotiales; Aspergillaceae
Product: oxidoreductase, short-chain dehydrogenase/reductase family
Exons: 4
Coding region: 1-765 (254 amino acids)
Molecular function (GO): oxidoreductase activity
Source: RefSeq, a predicted model, not a curated record
AUGUCUUUCCUUUAUAAGCAUGUCCUGCUCAUUGGAGCCACUGCUGGCAUUGGUCGUGCCAUGGCCGAUCGACUGGUUGAAGCUGGCGCCAAGGUCACAGCUGUUGGUCGUCGGAAGGACCGCCUGGACAAGUUUGUUCAGAAACAUGGAGAGCAAAUGGCCAGCGCAGUUCCGUUUGACAUUUCCGUGCAGGAGAAUAUCCCGAAGUUUGCAGCUAAAAUCAUCGACUCGUACCCCGACGUGGACUGCCUUUUCCUCAACACAGGAAUUCAACUCCCCUUUGAACUCGACGACCGGGGCCAGUUCGAUUUGGAGCCAUUCAACAAGCAAAUGAAUGUCAACUACUCUAGUCUGGUCGCGUUGACGCAUGCCUUUCUACCCUUUCUGAUCGAGAAAAAGAGCCCCACCAGUAUCAUCUUUACCGGAUCGAACAUGGCUAUCGUCCCAGCUGCAUCUACGCCAGCAUAUUCGGCAUCUAAGGCUGCAUUGAACGUGUUCACCUUGUGUCUCCGUGAUCGGCUGCAGAACUCCAACGUGGCGGUGAUUGAAAUUUCGCCCCCGGUAGUGCAGACCGAGUUACACCACUAUAAACUGGGCAUGCCUCUGGACAACUUUGCUGACCUUGCAUUCAAAGGUCUCCUUGCGGGACAAGACCAUAUCGUUAUAGGCAGUAUUGGGCCUGCUGAGAGGUUCAAUGCGAUUGUCGACCAGAGGCGCGCGGCGUCUGAGGAUUUGGCCGAGACGAUGAGCGCGCAGCAGAAAUAG